Messenger RNA from Camelina sativa (false flax), 1132 nucleotides. The record is from RefSeq and is a predicted model, not a curated record. Lineage: Eukaryota; Viridiplantae; Streptophyta; Magnoliopsida; Brassicales; Brassicaceae.
UGAAUGAUUGGAAUCAUAACGAUUUCUCAAUUUCAUUCUCUUCUCUGUCUCAAUGCCCAAAUCGGGUUGUGUUAUUGGAGAAAUCGGAGCUUCGACUCAUGCAUUAUAAGAGCUUUAUCUUGCACAAUUUCGAAAUCAGCGUCCUCGUUUUCGAAUUCGCUGAAUCGUUGAACGGUUUUGUGAUUAAGGAGGAGUGGGAAUUGGAUUGUUGAACGGUUUUUGUGAUUAAGGAGGAGGAGGAUCGGAGAUGGCGGCGGGUGCAAUGGUGACGGCAACAGGAGCAGUUGUGAUUCUAUACUUACUGAGCCGUCGGAUCGUGUGGGCGAGAAACGGGGAAGAUGAUCCAGGAGGUGAAUUGGGUAAAUCAGGUAGAUCCGGAAGGAGGAGGAUUGUUAGGAGACCGGCUCAAGCGCCGGCGACUUGGCUUGAGACUAUUUCAACUUUAUCAGAGACGUUACGUUUUACGUAUUCAGAGACUCUGGGCAAAUGGCCUAUCGCUGAUCUCGCUUUUGGUAUUAACUAUUUGAUGCGUAGACAGGGAAACUUCUCAACUGCUAGUGUUUAUGCUGGAAGUAAUUGUAUAGAGUUAAAAGGACCACAUAUUAUCAUGGAGUUGACAGAGCUACUGAGAUUUUUGACCCUCUGUAUGCUUUUCUCCAAGAAGCCAUUUCCCGUGUUUCUGGAGACUGCCGGUUAUACUCAUGAAGAUGUCCUUCUUCAGAAGCCUAAAGCAGGGUUUUCCCAAACCGAGUUGCAGCUUUUGGAUUCCUGUUACAGGUCACACGAGCUUGUGGAGUCUCCUUCGGGACAACGUUUCCUAGUCAAAUGGUAUGUCGGAAGCCCUACGAUGAAGUAUUUAGCAUUCAAUUGUGGCGGCACAAAGCGGUUCAUGGUUUUUAGAGAGGAGGAAGAUAUGAACAUGUCUUACACAGAAGACAUUGGUGAUCUCUGCAUAUUCCUCGGCAAUAACGAGCCUUUUUGUGUCAAGGCCAGCUCAUUCCCUGGCCUAAAACCUAAUUUCAUCUAUUUCCUCGGUGAAGGGUAUGGUGAAGGCUACGGUGUUUACGAUAUCGCCACUAUAACCCCACGUUCCUUCACACCCAAGUCUACACCAGUUUUCUGCUCGGGAUAA